This is a messenger RNA of Crotalus tigris (Tiger rattlesnake), 4563 nucleotides long. RefSeq names its product phospholipase C beta 3 (gene PLCB3). NCBI's taxonomy places the organism in Eukaryota, Metazoa, Chordata, Lepidosauria, Squamata, Viperidae. Gene Ontology annotation, biological process: phosphatidylinositol-mediated signaling; lipid catabolic process. The transcript is spliced from 33 exons. Gene Ontology annotation, molecular function: phosphatidylinositol-4,5-bisphosphate phospholipase C activity; calmodulin binding; calcium ion binding. The coding region runs from base 91 to 3693 and encodes 1200 amino acids. The record is from RefSeq and is a predicted model, not a curated record.
GCUCCGGCCCUGGGGAAGGCGGGCAGAGGCGGGCAGAGGCGAGGGGCGGCGGCGGCGGCGGCGGGGCUCCCGGCCCAACAGCGCGCAGCUAUGGCCGGGGCGCGCCCGGGGGUGCACGCGCUCCAGCUGGAGCCCCUGCGCGUGCCGGAGACCCUCCUCAAGGGCAGCAAGUUCAUGAAAUGGGACGAGGAACCGACCAGCCGGGCCCUGGUGACUCUCCGCGUGGAUCCCCAAGGCUUCUUCCUCUACUGGACCGGGCCGAGUUUGGAAGUGGACGUUUUGGAUAUCAGCUACAUCCGGGACACUCGGACGGGACGCUAUGCCAAGCUGCCGAAGGACCCCAAAAUUCGGGAAACCCUGGGCUUUGGAAGUCCCGAACAACAACCCGAGGAUAAACUUUUGACAGUGGUUCAUGGGCCUGACCUGGUCAACGUGAGUUUCCUGAACUUCAUGGCAGUGGUCCAGGACAAUACAGCAAAGAUUUGGGCCGAGGAACUGUUCAAGCUGGCUACCAACAUCCUUGCCCAAAACGCUUCUCGGAAUACUUUUUUGCAAAAAGCCUACACCCGGCUGAAACUCCAGGUUAACCAAGAUGGGCGGAUCCCUGUCAAGAAUAUUCUCAAAAUGUUCUCGGCUGACAAGAAGCGAGUGGAGACGGCCCUGGAAUCCUGCGGCCUGAACUUCAACAGGAGCGAGUCGAUCAAGCCGGAAGAGUUCACCCUGGAGAUUUUCGAGCGUUUCCUCAACAAACUUUGCCUCCGUCCCGACAUCGACAAAAUCUUGCUGGAGAUUGGAGCCAAGGGGAAGCCGUAUCUCAGCCUCGACCAGCUGAUGGAGUUUAUCAACCAGAAGCAACGAGACCCCCGCCUGAAUGAGGUCUUGUACCCCCCCCUCACUCGGGCGCAAGUGCGCCAACUGAUCGCCAAGUACGAGCCCAACCAGCAGUUCCAGCAAAGGGAUCAGAUGUCCCUGGAGGGUUUUGGGCGCUACCUGGGGGGUGAAGAGAACACCAUCGUGCCCCCCGAAAAGCUGGACCUAUGUGACGACAUGACACAUCCACUAAGCAGCUACUUCAUUAAUUCUUCACAUAAUACCUACCUCACAGCCGGGCAGCUGACGGGCAAUUCCUCCGUGGAAAUGUACCGGCAGGUACUCUUAAGCGGGUGCCGCUGUAUCGAACUUGAUUGCUGGAAGGGGCGUCCCCAGGACGAAGAACCCUUUAUCACCCACGGCUUCACCAUGACGACGGAGAUCCCCUUCAAGGAGGUCAUUGAGGCCAUUGCGGAAAGCGCCUUCAAGACAUCGCCCUACCCCGUCAUCCUGUCGUUUGAGAACCACGUUGAUUCAGCGAAGCAGCAGGCUAAGAUGGCCGAGUACUGCCGAAGCAUCUUCGGGGACGCCCUUCUGAUCGAUCCCUUUGAAAAAUAUCCGCUCCAGCCCGGCGUACCCUUACCGAGCCCCCAGGAAUUAUUGGGGCGCAUUCUGGUGAAAAACAAGAAGCGCCGCACCCACGCCAAGGGGACGGAAGGCAGCGUCCGCAAACGGGUUCUGGAGCAGACGCCCAGCUCCUAUAGUGACUCUUCUGGGGUGGGCGAGCCGGGGUCUCCCGCCCUGGGGUCUCCCUUCGCUGAACAGCCCGAGAUCCUUUCCUUGAUCCUGACCAACGGGGAGGAGAAGACCCCCGACAGGAUGGCAAAACUAGGGGAACCCCGCAAAUCUAUUGACCGGGAAGCUGAAAGUGAGGAGGAAGAAGAACAGCCAGACCCUAAAAAACCUACCACCGAUGAGGGCACCGCCAGCAGCGAAGUCAACGCCACAGAGGAGAUGUCAACGUUGGUCAAUUACAUCGAACCGGUCAAGUUCAAGUCCUUCGAAGCAGCCAGCAAAGGCAACAAAUGUUAUGAAAUGUCUUCCUUCGUGGAGACCAAAGGACUGGAGCAGCUGACAAACAGCCCCAUGGAGUUUGUUGAAUACAACAAGAAACAGCUCAGCCGAAUCUACCCCAAAGGGACACGCGUGGAUUCCUCCAACUACAUGCCACAGCUCUUCUGGAACGCCGGCUGUCAGAUGGUGGCCCUUAAUUUUCAAAGCCUGGACUUGCCAAUGCAGCUGAAUCUGGGCACCUUCGAAUACAACCGCCGGAGCGGCUACUUGCUCAAGCCCGAAUUUAUGCGACGGUCGGACAAGUUUUUCGACCCGUUCACCGAAGACAUUGUUGAUGGCAUCGUGGCGAACACCGUCAGAGUGAAGAUUAUCUCCGGUCAGUUUCUCUCGGAUAAGAGGAUCGGCAUCUACGUCGAGGUGGACAUGUUUGGGCUGCCGGUGGACACCAAGCGCAAAUUUCGCACUCGGACCUCCCAGGGCAACUCCUUCAACCCCGUUUGGGAUGAGGAGCCCUUUGUCUUCCAGAAGGUCGUGCUGCCAACCCUUGCCUCGCUGCGCAUCGCGGUUUUUGAGGAGGGUGGCAAAUUUGUGGGGCAUCGGAUCUUGCCCGUCUCUGCCAUCUGUGCAGGAUACCACUACAUUUCCCUGCGCAGUGAAAGCAACCAGCCCCUCUGUCUCCCGGCCUUGCUGGUCUACACGGAAGCUUGCGACUACAUUCCCGACGAUCAUCAAAAUUAUGCCGAGGCGUUGAUUAACCCAAUUAAGCACGUCAGCUUAAUGGACCAGCGGGCCAAACAGCUGGCUGCCCUGAUUGGGGAGAGGGAGGAGAACAUGGAGAAGCCAAAGGAGUCCCUAUUGAGGAGUCCGUCUUGCACCACCACGGGGCCGGCCCGGGAGGUCCAGAAACCCCUCCCGGAUGUGUUGCCCCCAACUCGGACCCCCAGCAUCAUCCCCAGUCAAGGCCAGAGAGAUGACCUGAUUGCAAGCGUCCUGGCAGAGGUGUCCCCGCCUUCUGUGGAAGAACUGAAGCAGCAAAAGGCUUUUGUGAAGUUGCUGAAGAAGCAGUAUCGGGAGCUGAAGGAGCUCCGUCGCAAACACAUGAAAAAAAUUUGCAGCCUCAACAAAAAGCAGAACGCGCAGCUGGAAAAAAGCCGGCUGCGUAGCCGGGAAGGGUCUCAAAGCUCUUUAGAGGGAGCCCGGCCAGGACAGGACCAUGAGGAACCUCAACGGAAGCUGGAUCUUCAGGAAUGGCAAAUGCAGGAGGGUCUGCUACGGCUACGCGAGGCUCAGCACCAGGUGGAGAGGGAGAUGAAGCGAGAUCACCUGCACCAGGCUCAGCAGCGUUUAAGAGACAUCGCUCAAGAUUAUCAGACGGCUCAGUUGAAGAAGCUGAAAGAAACGAGCGAGAAAGAGAAGAAGGAACUGCAGAGAAUUCUGGAUCGAAAACGGCACAACAGCAUCACGGAAGCGAAAUCUCGCGAGAUGAGCAAAAAGGACAUGGAGUUAACCGAGAUAAACAGAAGGCACAUCACUGAAUCCGUAAACUCCAUCCGGAGGCUUGAAGAGGCCCAGAAGCGACGCCAGGAAAAGCUACUUUUGGGACACCAGGAAAUGGUGCAAUUGAUUGAGGACGAAGAACCCCGGCUAAUAGCUCAGCUGGAGCAAGAGUGGCAGCUGGAGGGCUCGUCCCUGACCCAAGAAAUCGGCCGUUUCCUGCAGGAAGAACUCGACGGGGGAGUCAGCAACGGACACUCCCACGGCCCCAGCGUCAGCUCCUUGGCCCCCGAAGAAGAGCUGACGGUCCUGUGAAGCCAACACAGAGCAAGGGACGUCGCUGACGGCCGGCCAGCCACGAACGAGAAACAUGGGGGAGGGCAGUUAAAAACACCCCACGUGGGAGAAGGUGGGGGGGCAGGACCGGCCCAAAAACACACACACACACACACACACUAAAGGCACUUCUCGUUUCCUUUCCUUUUUAAAGUUUUAUUUUUUUAACUUUUUAAUUUUAUUGCUAACCGUGUAAUGUGUCUCCCAAUUCCCAGUGGUGCAUUGAGACUGGGGAAAGACUCGGGGAGGGGGGGGAGCCUUUUGGCAGAGGGGGGGGGCAACAGUUGGACAAUCCACUCGCCGCCCCCCCCUCCCCGAAGUGUAUGCACGCACCUGCACCCCAACCCGUGUAUUUGCACGCCAUUGUUCGCAGUGGAAAAAUACGCACGCUGCAUGUCCCUGUUGAAUGCAUGAUUAGAGACAAAGGCAAUCUUUUCGUUGCGACUUUGAGGAGGGGGGGGCAAAGGGCUAUUUUAAAUGCACCCCCCCCUUUUUUUUUCCUUUUAAAGCACAACCACUGGGAAGGAAAAAAAAAGGGAAAUGUAAUUUUUCACCUUCCCUGCAGCUGGAUGGGCUUUGCCAGCUGCAUUGGGAGGGGGGCGGAACCACUGGGUAGGGUGGAAGGCUGUCCGGGUACCAAGGACCGUGAGGGAAAAGGGACAAAAAAAGUCAACGGUGUAGGCAGGUCCGUCCGUCGUUGCUUUCGGGAUGGGUACAAAGAGGAGAGGGUCCAGGCGGGCCAUCGGCCGAUCAACCGUGCCUCUUUUUCUCCUGAAUGGCAUCGUUUGCUGUUCUUUCUCUAUUGUUGUUGUUGUUGUUUUUAACGUGAGUAAUAAACUUGUAAUUCAG